Molecule: messenger RNA, 1742 nt
Organism: Acipenser ruthenus (sterlet)
Lineage: Eukaryota; Metazoa; Chordata; Actinopteri; Acipenseriformes; Acipenseridae
Product: neurocan core protein-like
Exons: 6
Coding region: 125-874 (249 amino acids)
Source: RefSeq, a predicted model, not a curated record
CCUCAUUAUUUAGGAUAUAAAGGGUCGAGGAGCUGGGAGGGAGAACCAGACAGCUGGACACUGGACUUCUCCUGUCAGCCCAUCAAUAUUCUGUGUCUAUUGAUUCCCGAUCUGUUUGACCAAGAUGAAGAGUCUUUUUCUUCUGGUGCUGCUCUGCAGUGCUGAGCUGAUCUCCUCUUUUGCUGUUCCUGCAAAUGUGGAAGUGGAUGCAGAUUCUGAAGCGCAUGCAGAUUGUGCAGUGCAUGCAGAUUGUGCAGUGGAUGCAGAUUCUGCAGCGCAUGCAAAUUGUGCAGCGGAUGCAGAUUCUGCAGCGUAUAAAAAUUGUGCAGCGGAUGCAGAUUGUGAAGUCCAAGCAGAUUCUGCAGUGCAUGCAGAUUGUGCAGCGCAUGCAGAUUCUGCAGAGCAUGCAGAUUGUACACCAAAUGCAGAUUGUGCAGCAGAUGUGGAAGUCAAGGACUGGGGUGCCUAUUGCAACGCUACCUUCCCAGGGCUGUGUGAGACUCAGUCUUACUCUGAUGGAUGCCAUAGAUACACAUUCCACGGACAUGCCGUUGGCUUCUGUUGUGCUGAGUGGCACUGUCGGGCGAGACACUGUGGCCACCUGGCCUCUGUUAACAAUCAUUGCACUGAGCGGGCCCUAGUCUGCUUGUCUAUUCAUUGCAACCGUGCGGUUACAGCGUGGAUAGGAGGCUACAGGACAUGCAGGGGGUUUCGGUGGAUUGACGGCUCCUGCUGGAGAUAUCAGUACUGGUAUCACGGUUGUCCAAGUAGCUGUGGCGGUUCAUGUGUGGUACUUAACUGGGGACAGCUUGGAAGGUGGUGCAAUCGUCCGUGCUGUGAACGGCGCCCGUUUAUUUGUAAGGGAAGGCGCUAAGGCAUGAAGAUUCAUCCAGUUUCCUCCACGCUACGCUUGGCAGUUGGAUAAAACGGAGCUCCCUCCUACGUCAGACUUUAUUGGAACCACCGGUCCGUCACUCUAAAGUAUGGUUUUAAAAAUACAAGUAACGACAGUACCGCACAGUCACCGACAGGGGGCAGUGAAACAAAGCGCUUAGCUUUGAAGAUGAAGAUUCGAGGUUAUUCAAGGUUUAAAAACACACACACACGAUAUUUUCAGAUCCUUUCUCUUUAUCGUUGCUCUAAGGCAUUCUUGUGAUCAAAUACAAUUGAGAAGAGGGGCUCCCAAGCAUAAAGACAAGGCUUCAAAUCACAUUGUAGAAAUGAAUCGAUAUUUUAAUUCACAUUAUUGAAGGAGCACUGACCAUCUAUAAAACGCAUUCUCUCGCCUCUUAUUAGCUUCAUCACUGGACCCUCCCUUUAAAGGAGUGCUGACCAUCUUUAAUAUCCAUUCUCUCACCUCUUAUUAGCUUUAUUAACAGGAUCACUGGCCCCUCCUUUUAAAGGAGCGCUGACCAUCUUUAAAAUCCAUUCUCUCACCUCUUAUUAGCUUUAUUAACAUGAUCACCAGCCCCUCCCUUUAAAGGAGCGCUGACCAUCUUCAAAAUCCAUUCUCUCACCUCUUAUUAGCUUUAUUAUUAACAUCAUCACUGGUCUAUUUCAAGCCACUGGAGGCGAUUUGCGAAGAUCUGUCGAAUACAAUAUUAUACAUAAUAUCAAUGUUGUAUUUUUUUUAAAACCAUCAGUUACUGUGUGAAAAAAAAUGUUGAACAUUCUUUACAUUGUGUAAAAUCCUGCAUGCGCUUUGCUUUUUAAUGCAAUAAUAAAACAGCGUUUGAUCAGCA